Heteronotia binoei (common prickly gecko) is the source of this 4286-nucleotide messenger RNA. RefSeq names its product adducin 2 (gene ADD2). Gene Ontology annotation, molecular function: actin filament binding. The record is from RefSeq and is a predicted model, not a curated record. Gene Ontology annotation, cellular component: plasma membrane; postsynaptic density; cytoskeleton. Gene Ontology annotation, biological process: barbed-end actin filament capping. Bases 466 to 2631 code for a protein of 721 amino acids. NCBI's taxonomy places the organism in Eukaryota, Metazoa, Chordata, Lepidosauria, Squamata, Gekkonidae. The transcript has 15 exons.
UGCAGCCAGCCUUGCACUGGCUACCGGGCCAGUCUGCCAGCAGGGGGCGCUGAGGACACAGAGGGAGUCGCCCUUUUGUCAUUUAAAAAGGGCAAGCGAGCAGGUUGCUGCUCUCCUCUCCCGCCUCCCCUUCCCAACACGCUCCCAGCUCUGUGCUUUUAAUUUUGAUGCUAAUGUGUGGCGGCUGGGUGGAAAUGAAGCCUCUUCUGUGCAUCUUCCCCUCUCUGCUCAGAUCUCUCUAGGGCUAAUUUCUUUAUCUGUGUGCAGAGAAGUGGAGGUACCAGAGAGGCGUGGUGAGCGCACUGUCAAAUCAGGAUCUCGCAGGAUGGGGAGAAAAAGCUCCUACGAGGAGCUGCCUUGACUGGAAAGGGAGAGGAGGAGAAGAGGGCUCUGGCUGCAGGUGAAGGCAAAUCAGUCCUGGAAGAUGAUUGAAGGGGUCCCCCAAAGCAAACUAUAGAUUACAAGAUGAGUAACGAAACCAUCCCCGAGGAAGUCUCCUCCUUGCCCUCCCAGGGUCAGCAUUACUUCGACCAGUUCUCUGAAGAUGACCCUGAGUACUUGCGCAUCAGGAACAUGGCUGCUGACCUCCGCCAGGAUUUCAACCUGAUGGAACAGAAGAAAAGAGUCACCAUGAUUCUACAAAGCCCUUCUUUCAGGGAGGAGUUGGAGAGUCUCAUCCAAGAGCAGAUGAAGAAAGGAAACAACUCCAAUAUCUGGGCCCUCCGGCAGAUUGCAGAUUUUAUGGCCAGCACUGCUCCUUCCGUCUUCCCCACAUCACCGUUGAACCUCUCUACAGUGAUGCCCAUCAACGACCUCCACAGCACCGACUCCGCAUCUCUGGCCAAAGGAGAGAGGCUCAUGCGCUGCAAGGUUGGCAGCAUCUACCGACUGCUGGACCUCUACGGCUGGGCACAGCUGAGCAGCACUUACGUCACGCUGCGGGUCAGCAAAGAGCAGGACCACUUCUUGGUUUGCCCUGUAGGCCUUUCCUGUCAUGAAGUCACUGCUUCUACUUUGAUUAAAGUGAACGUCCUGGGGGAGGUGGUGGAGCAAGGGAGCACCAGCUUUCCAGUGGACACCCAAGGAUUCAGCAUGCACUCGGCCAUCUAUGCGGCUAGACCCGACGUGAGAUGCAUCAUCCAUUUGCACACGCCCGCCACAGCUGCGGUGUCUGCAAUGAAAUGUGGUCUCCUACCCAUUUCCCAUGAUGCACUGCUGGCUGGGGAUAUGGUCUAUUUUGACUACAAUGGUGACAUGGAGGAAGAAGCAGACAGAAUUGAUUUACAGAAGUGUCUUGGGCCCACUUGCAAGGUUCUAGUGCUGCGGAAUCAUGGUGUGGUGGCUCUCGGGGACACAGUGGAAGAAGCAUUUUAUAAGAUCUUUCAUUUGCAGGCUGCCUGCGAAGUGCAGGUCUCAGCCCUAUCUAGUGCUGGUGGAACAGAGAAUCUGAUCGUGCUGGAGCGAGAAAAACACAGGCCCCAUGAUGUCGGCUCAGUCCGAUGGGCUGGGAGCACCUUUGGACCUAUGCAGAAGAGUCGCCUGGGAGAACAUGAAUUUGAAGCCCUCAUGAGGAUGCUGGACAACCUUGGCUACCGGACUGGAUAUGCAUAUCGCUAUCCAUUUGUCCAGGAGAAAAGCAAGCAUAAGAGCGAAGUGGAGAUCCCAGCCACUGUCACGGCAUUUAUCUUUGAAGAGGAGGGGGCCCCCAUUUCAACACUCCGGCAGCAUGCCCAGAAGCAACAGAAAGAAAAGACUCGUUGGCUGAAUACACCAAACACCUAUUUACGAGUGAACGUGGCUGAAGAAAGCCAGGGUAGUGCAGGGAGUCAAAGGACCAAAACCACGUGGAUGAAAGCUGAUGAAGUGGAGAAAUCCAGUAGCGGGACACCAAUCCGAAUUGAAAACCCAAACCAAUUUGUGCCUCUCUACACAGACCCACAAGAAGUUUUGGAAAUGAGGAACAAGAUUCGAGAGCAAAACCGACAAGAUGUGAAAUCAGCAGGGCCCCAGUCUCAGCUCCUUGCCAGUGUGAUAGCAGAAAAAAGCAGAAGCCCGUCAACAGAAAGUAACUUGGCAGAUGGAGAGGUGAAAGAUGCAUCCCAUGAGGAGGGUCCUCCGGAGCCAGAACCGCCAAACCCCUUCAGCCAGCUCACAGACCAGGAGCUGGAGGAGUACAAGAAAGAGGUGGAAAGAAAGAAAUUGGGGCUGGAUGGUGAGAAAGAUGCUGAUGCAGAGGAACAGGUGACUUCCCCUGCUGAAAUUACUGCUACCCAGACAGUACAGAGCCCCACAAAGCCUGGCUUGAAAAGCCCACCCAUGUCACCAUCCAAGACAUCAGAAGGCGAGAAGAAGACAGAGAGCAGCCCAGCACCUGCUGAUCGUGCUGCCACUGACACAACAGGCCAGCCAGCAGCAGUGGUGGAGAAUGGGAAAGAGGAUGAGCAAAAUGUAGAGGAUGCUCUAAGCAAAGGAAUCAGCCAGAUGACCACCAACGCAGAAACUGACACUGCAAAGGACAAAAAUGUGUCUCCGGAAGGCUCGCCAUCCAAGUCUCCGUCAAAGAAGAAGAAGAAAUUCCGGGCUCCCUCCUUUCUGAAAAAGAGUAAGAAGAAAGAGAAGGCAGAGUCUUGAGCAGCUCCUUCAGCCUCUUCCCCCCCACUUCUCCCACUGCCUUCUGCUCUUCCCUCCACUCUUGCUGCAAAGUCAAGGGAGCAACAGAGGAACUUUUCCUCUGAUGAGUGACAUCAAAAAGGAGAGGUUGGGAGCCCCAAAGUAGCUCACUAAGAUAAGCCUAGAAGCUUCGAGAAGAUGGGGAGAGCUUUCUGGGGAUUUGUAGGACAGGACCCGCCCACCCCCCUUUCUCCCCACUGUCAUGAUUCCCCUUUAAUCCGCAAAUCACGGAUAUCACUUAGCUGAAGAAUGAUAUUCCAGCAUUUUAAUUGUCCACUGGGGUGGGAUGGGGAUGCUUAUCACUUAACAGUCAUUGGCGUGAAAUGAAUCUUUCUCCCGCAGCACUAAUGAUUGAAGCCAUUUGAGUCCUAGGGUUCAUGGUUUCCCAUGGGCUGCUUCAUGGCACACUUGUGGCCACUGUUAGGAAGAAUUUUGCACACUGGGCUGAAUACUGGUCCUCUGCUGAAAUCAGGGGUCUAGUGAAGGGGGUGUGCUGAACUGUUUUGGUACUUGAUCAGAUCACUGCUAUUUGUUCUUGAUGGGAUUUUGCUCUGAAUUUCAAAAGGGAAGGGUUGUUGUUUUUUUCCUAACACCCCCUCCUGUACAAAUGUGUGAAAACAAAUGUUCUUUUGGGAGAUUUGUGUUGCAUUAGAAGGGAGCACAGUGUGAAUGGUGCUUCCCCAAACAGUGAUUCUCAGUGGAAGCACGAGAGAACAGCAGCUGCAGAUAUGGAGUGCCACAAAUGUAGCAAAGCCUGGGCCAAGAGACGUGACUCAAGGGUCAAAGCACUAGGCAGUUCUCCUGUGCAAGCUCCAGUGAUAUCAAAAGACCCUGGGUAAGAGCAGGGUAGUUCCCAUUCAUGUCAGCAGGGCUUAUGCAGGAAAAUUUCCCAGUGAUUUCUGUUCCAUAUUAAUUCACAGUGGAGGGCUCCCUUUUGGUUUUGUACCUCUGGCACCAAAAUGUUUUGAGCUGGCCCUAGUUCUGAAAUGAAUUAUUUGGAACCCAGCCAAUCAGUGGAACUGUUUUCUAGUUCUAAGAGGAACAUGCUGAUUCCACACAGACCUCUGUCUGGAGGGGAAACCCGCUUGGAUGUUGAUGCCGUGUUUCUCCUGUUCCCACCUGCUUCCCCACCCCUCAGCUUCCCACCCCAAAAAAAAGCAACACCCCAGUGGGCAGGACAGCAGUCCAUCUGCAAGCCUUCUGCUGCCCACGGCUGAUCUCGUCCAACUGCUGUGAAAAUGCAUGAACCUCUAUGUAAGCUGUGACGAGGAAAAUGCAUGCCUCCCCCUGCUUCCCACAAAUAUGGGUGUGAGUGUGGGAGGAAAGUAAGACUUAAUGAAGACUCCACCGGCAUUACAUUUAAAAUAUAACUUUGGUCACUAAGUGCUAAACUUCGUUAGUUUGGAAUAUUUAAAAUACACACACACACUGCCAAUAGUUAUCACUUGUGUCAUAGUCAUCAGUAAUAGUAACUGUAUGACAGAGAGCUUAAGAAACAGACCAUUUCUCACUUACUGCACUCGGAAGGGAUAUUUUCACAUGUCAGGUGUUUUCACAAGUGAUGAAUACGAUAUAAUGCCUCUAUAAACUGAAUUAAAGAGCCAAAUUGAUCAGAA